CCGCCUCAGUGGCUGAAACAUUCACGAACGGCACAGUCGGGUCGGUCGCUACGGAGUUCGGUCCAAAAAUUUCAUUCUAACUCCUCUUCGCGGGGGGGGCUUAGACAAUUAACGGUGUCUUUUGCUGGAAACGAUUUAUGCAAAUCAAAGAGAUAUCAAUAACAAUUUGGCUCCAUAAAUAUUGCCCGUUUUGACUAUAAAAAUCCACCAUAAAGCAGGCAACUGUGAGCUAAAAACUAUUUUCCACUAUAAGCUGGACAAAAGCGAGAACAAAUCUGCGCACAAAAGAUAUGCUAACCAUGUGAAAUACAUUAUAAAAAAUAAAAUAUAAUUCAAACUGAAUUUGAUAAACUCUGGCAUCCUACGGACCCCGCAAAACAGAGAGAAAAAGUACCGACAAUUCCUACAUAAUAAAUCACAUAAAAUUAUGCUAAAAUGGAGCUGAUAAAAAAGUACAAACAGGGAAAACUCACAACUGGCGAUAUCCGCAAUCUGAACCACACCGUGAUAUGUCUCAUGGUACUCAUUGCAAUAUUCUCCAUAAUAUGGAGCAUUUCGUUGCACAUGAUAUCCGGGGAUCUGUACGAGGGAAUAGUCAGUGCCAAACUCAUCUUCCGUGAGCGAAACUUUGAUCAAAUGGAUAACCGCAGCAAGGAGAUCCUGCAUCGGGACUACAUCAAGGCCACCCAGCAGGCCUAUGGGUCUAAAUAUUCCGUCCAGGAUGUCGCACCUGAAUCGCUGCAGAGCGAUAGCCAAACCACAAAGCCAACCUUCAAGAUACCACAUAUCUACGAGUCGAGGGAGAACCGGCCACGGCUGGAGCGUCUGAUAGCUGACAAUAAGGAGACGCAGGCAUUGACCACAACGCAGGCGCCGACUCCAAAGAUUGUCUUCAAUGCGGAGGCGGAUCGCCAGUUCCUGGCCAGCAUGGCCCUCGAUGCACAUGCCACGUUUUGGAAUCCAGGGAUUGGCGCACAAUUUGUCUAUGCAUUUCCUCUUAUUUCGGAGAUUGUGGCCAUCAUCUGGACAGCCAUGUGUCUCAUCUACCAGACGGGCAGCAAGAAGAGUUCAGUUCUGCCCAAACCCUGGCGCAUUGUGGUGCCCUCGAUCAUCAUUUUCUCCGUUAUGAGCCUUGGCAGCGUCCUCUAUACCAUCGUAACAAAUGGACACCUGAAGCAAUUGUGCGGACAACUGCGCGAGAAUCUCACCGAUCCCGUUGCCAUCAGCUGCGGAGAUGCCAUCGCCCUGCUGCGGCCCAUCGUGCACGAGCACAAUGUCUCCCACGACACGUAUCUGCAGCUCUUCCGUUGCAGCUAUGUGAUUGGGAUGGUGCUGUGGCUCAUGGCCCUGCUGGUGAUGGUGCUGCGGUUCGUCUUCGCCGUCGACUUUCAGCUGGUCGACAUCGAUGAGAUGUUUGAGCAUCGGCCGAGCACAGAUUUCCAGACGCCCAUUCAGCCCGUCUACAGGGCGGUGGUGCAGCAGAGCAGUCCGCAGCACCAGACACAGAUGAGGCCCAGAUCCGAGGAGGACUAUCAGAGUGCCAGGUCGCACUUGAGCGAUGUGGCGCUGCCGCUACUGGAUGGGCAGCCGCAAGCCUCGCAACGGGUCACCAGUUUGGCCUAAAGACGUCGCAAAACGAUUGGCAAUCUCAGGUUUAUAUUUAUUUUUAUACCAAGUCUUAGAAAAGAGCGGAAGAGUGUGCGUAAGCAUCUCUUUUACUCUAACGUUAGUGUAAGUUUUAGCGUUCUUUAGUGAAUAGUUUCCUGAUAUUUUCAAUGUUUUUAAAGCUAAGCAAACUCGUGCCUCGAAGUCAGAAUUAACUUAUACUCGUAGUUUAGAAAAUGUCGCUUACCUAAAGAGAAACGGGAAUUAAUUGGAGGAGUUCCACGGCUCUUGAUAUAACGAAAUGUUGGCAUACUUUUAGGCAUUGAAAAGUCCGAGAUAUACAGAGAUGUAUGUAUGUAUUUAUUAUGCACAUUCGAAUCUAUCUAAUACCCUUUAGAGACCUUUAUUUAAAUUGAAAAAUUUCCAGCAAUCUGCAAAAGCUAAGCGACAUUCGCUGGUCGGUCGAUCGACCAUAAUCCUUCAGAACAAACUGUAAACCAACUGUUUUUUGUUUUUUUUUGUUUUAAUUAAAAUGCAAUAAUAUUUCUAACCGU
Molecule: messenger RNA, 2159 nt
Organism: Drosophila obscura
Lineage: Eukaryota; Metazoa; Arthropoda; Insecta; Diptera; Drosophilidae
Exons: 6
Coding region: 436-1623 (395 amino acids)
Source: RefSeq, a predicted model, not a curated record